Messenger RNA from Lactuca virosa, 315 nucleotides. The record is from the annotation of a GenBank genome assembly. NCBI's taxonomy places the organism in Eukaryota, Viridiplantae, Streptophyta, Magnoliopsida, Asterales, Asteraceae.
AUGUCUCUAGAUCAUGAUAUUCCAGACUUGUCAGGUGAAUUAGAUAAUGAAGUAUGUUUUGAUAAUAAAGUUAAUGAAGAUAAUUUGGAUGUUAACUGUGACAAAGAAGAGGGGGAAAUGGGGUGUUUUUCUAGUGGGAAAAAUUAUAAUGAUCAAGGUGAAAGAGGUGUUGGGUUUUUGGAUAGGAAAAGAAGAUUCUUUAAUACUAGUGGUGUGAAGAAGAAGGGUUGUUUUUUCAUAAUGUCGUUGAUGUGUCUCCCCCGAAAGAACCUGACCCGAUCGUUAAACAUCAAAGGGAUGUUGAAGCGACUCUAG